Messenger RNA from Hypomesus transpacificus, 2102 nucleotides. RefSeq names its product GTPase IMAP family member 7-like. Lineage: Eukaryota; Metazoa; Chordata; Actinopteri; Osmeriformes; Osmeridae. The record is from RefSeq and is a predicted model, not a curated record. Gene Ontology annotation, molecular function: GTP binding.
UUAGUGUUUUUGUGACAUUGUGCUAUGAUUGACUAGAUGUUCCUGAAAAGAGAACGUGUGUUUGGUAGACAUGGUGUCAUGUUUAGUGUAUUUUUGUGUUAUGACAAUCAGUGUUUCAGUUUAGUUUACAAUGUGUGAUUUAAGUAUGAAAUGAACAGUUUUACCAAUUGUGUGUGGUAGGUGUGUUGGUGCGUUAAGAGUUUAGAAAAGUUGUUUAAGAUAUUGAAAAAACUGUCAUAGCGAUUGUAAAAAACUGUAACUCAAAACGGAAAGGGUUGGUACUACGCUUCGUUGCUGAUUGGAUGCAGUAACUAACAAGAAAUUGAUCAACAGAAGUACAAAAUGCAAUAGCCAGACAGAGUUACGUGCACCAGGACAUUUGUUUGGCCAUCGAAGCAUGUAGCAAAUAAUACGCUACUUAUGCAAAAUUAUUAAUUACUUCAAUCUAUUUCUUAUUUCUUUCAGAAUGGUCCUGGUGGGGAAGACAGGAGCAGGAAAGAGUGCAUCAGGAAACACUAUCCUGGGAACAGAGCAGUUCCAGGUAGACUUUUCUGCCCAGUCAGUGACAAGACAGUGUGAAAGGGCCAAUGGAAAGGCCAGUGGAACAGAGACCAUGGUGUCUGUCAUAGACACCCCAGGCCUGUUUGACUCUGAGCUCUCAGAGUCCUCUGUCAGGACUAAGCUGGUGGAGUGCAUCGCCCUCUCCUCCCCCGGACCCCACGUCUUCCUGCUGGUGGUGGCCCUCGGACGCUUCACAGAGGAGGAGCAGAUGGCGGUAGCCAGGGUCCAGGAGAUCUUCGGAGAGGCAGUAUCGAAACACACAAUGGUCCUGUUUACCUGUGGCGACAAACUGAAAGGGAAAAAGAUUGAGGACUUUAUUGAAGCAAGGGAUGCAACUCUGCAGAAACUCAUGAAGGAGAGUGGGAACAGGUACCACGUCUUUAACAACGAGAACAUGGAGGACCGAGAACAGGAGCAGCAGCUGCUGGAGAAGGUCACAGUCAUGACGGAAGAGAACCGAGGACAGUUCCACACCAACGACAUGUACCAAGAGGUAGAGAGCGCCAUCCAGAGGAGACAGGAGGAACUCAGACAGCGGUACGAAAAAGAGCCCAGAGUGAAGGAAAAACUGGAGUCAGAGUUAGAGCGCAUGAUGGGGGAAAUGAAGUUAAAAGACAAAACGAUAGAUGAUCUGAGGAGGCAAGUUCUUAGAGAAGAAGCAGAAAAAGACAUUGACAAGAACCCUGGGAUGGUGGAUCAAUUUGCAAAAGUAUUGUGGCCAGACUGCUCCACUCAAUGAAAUUCAAAAGAACCUCCCCCUGCCUGUCACACAUGUUUAUAUCUUUGCAGACAUUUUAUCUUUCUUAUUGUACAUUACCUGCCAGCUCACGUGGGGUUAAGUUGUCAUUGUAACUUUACCUAUUGUAUUGCAUUUCCACAUCACAUGUAUUUAAAUAUGAUCAGUAAUCCACAUACACCAAGUGAACAAACCAAUAGGUUGUGCUUGAAAACUCUCUGGUCAGUGUAUCCUCUCAGUAAACACGUAAAGGUUUUUUUUUUUUUUUUUACAAUUCCCUCCAUUAAUGACAGGGAAAAUGAUCAAUCAUGUGACCUUGUGACGGCCGUACCAUAUCCCGCACAGCAGCCUUAACAUUGAUAACUGUUACGCUUCUAUAACCUUUCCCAUAUGAUACUUUCUGUUAUGAUUUUGACCAUAUGUAUUGACAUACAUUAUGCACAUACACAUAUCAAGUCAUAACAUUACACAUGGGCUUAGAUCUGUUCCUUUAUGUUCUUUAUCUUACAUGUUUGUUGGUCAGAGCAUGGCACACUUCCUGGUUUUGAUUAAUGGACAGGCUUACUAUAACUGAACCUUUUGACAUUUGUCUUCCCCCACGUGUCUUUAUUGGUUUGACCUGUUUGUAUAUGUACUCUCGAUGUCUUAGAGUGGGUGUCAUUCAGUUUGAUUGUGGGCUCAGGCAUGUGCCUGUUUUGGAAACAAUAAAGUGAUAAUUCUACCUACGAUUCCUCGUGCUUCACUGUUGGGUCCAUCACAGACCUGUUGAGAAGUGGAAUUGAUAUUGCUGAAAAUAACAAGUGAC